GCCGCCAUGAUUGUUGGUGGCAGUGAAGCCUGUGUGGAGGGUGAGGAGGUGCACGACCGGACCUUCGUGGAGUAUCAGUCCGGGCCUCGGUGAGUUUUGUCCGGGCAGCAGCUAUGGUUCAGACGUGCUCAGCGUACGGCUGUAAGAACCGCUACCAUAAAGACAAAGACAUUUCGUUCCACAAGUUUCCUUUGGCACGCCCAGAUGUUUGUGGUAAAUGGGUGGCGGCGAUGAGGAGGAACAACUUCAAGCCGACAAAGUACAGCAACAUUUGCUCGCAGCACUUCACCAAAGACUGCUUCAAGAGAGAGUGCAACAACAGAGUGCUAAAUGAGAACGCUGUGCCAUUGCUCUUCACCUUCAACCUCAACAUCAAGUCGGAGACCCUGGAGGAUCCCUUCCCCCCAGAGAUCCACUUCCCUCUCUCUCUGCCUCUGACCUCGGACCCGCCGGUGGAGGAGGAAGAGGAUGAGGAGCCCGGGAGAAGCCUGCCCGAGAUCUGGUGUGACACAGUGGCGGUCUCCUGCGACCACAACUACACAGCAGAGGACUCUGCUCGGCAGAAGAAGCGUAUUGAGCUGCUAGAGGAGCAGUUGGGGAGUCUGAGGAAGAAGCUGAAGACAACGCAGCAGAAGUGCCGGCGGCAGGAGAGACAGCUAAAGAUGCUGAAGGCAGAAUGUGAGACACCAAGGACCGGUCGCGAACCGCCAGCAGCGUUCGGAGAGGGAUAUGUGAUUUUACCAAAACACAUCUACCACACACUCAAAGGCAUCAAGUAACUAGGAACAGAAAAAAGGAAAGACGAGUGUGGUCAAAAUGAGCAGCAGAUAAAUCUGCUGUAGAUUCAAUCUCACCCCUGACAGCAGCAGCGGCAGCCAGGUGGACUGUUGAAGAGCUGCUGAACAAGGCAGAAAACCCCGAGCUGAGACCUGAAGGGCUCAUUUGUUAGGGAACGCAAAUGCAAGAUGUGGAAAACUUGGAUUUGGUGGAAACGCCAAACUCAUAUAUUUUUUUCUCUUAGGGCUGCAGUGAAAUUACUUUAAGUAGUCUCACUUUAAAUGAAUAGGUCAACAUUUUGGGGUUGGUUCUGCACUGAAAGCAAUUUAUUUGACACGCAGCUGGUUGCUGUGACUCUCUGGAGUCUUGUUGUAAGAUUGAGGUUGCUAGGCAACCAUUGGAGACGCUCCACAGAAGUACUAGGUGGAUGGAUACACUUUUGGUCUUCAAGAAAUAGUCCCAAUAUGUAACUCCCACUAGAAUCCAAAGCUGUCAUAUCUAUAUUUGUGUUAGUAUAAGGAUUUAAAAAAGAAGAUACAAGCUCAUAAUCAGUGAGCUUCACAGCUGUUACUAUGUGUAUUUUUCAACUUAAGCCAGGCAAGCUGUUUUCCCUUUACUACCAGUUACUGUUGGAAACGUAACUAGUUUGCGAUUCAAGCAAAGAGCGGCAUUGAGUGCCCCCUGAAUACCCAGAGAAAACCAAGCAGAAACAUCUGGCAGUUCUACCUCUACGU
Molecule: messenger RNA, 1511 nt
Organism: Cottoperca gobio
Lineage: Eukaryota; Metazoa; Chordata; Actinopteri; Perciformes; Bovichtidae
Gene: thap1
Product: THAP domain containing, apoptosis associated protein 1
Exons: 3
Coding region: 114-779 (221 amino acids)
Biological process (GO): regulation of transcription by RNA polymerase II
Cellular component (GO): nucleus
Molecular function (GO): DNA-binding transcription factor activity; RNA polymerase II cis-regulatory region sequence-specific DNA binding
Source: RefSeq, a predicted model, not a curated record